AUAGACUCGAGGGCUCUUACUACCAAGACUUGAUAGUGGUGUAACAGUGUCACGUGAUCAAGACGCGAGAAUCCAUCCUUGUAUUUUGGAUAUGUGCCUUUUAAUGCGUGAUCGAUUACAUACUGGGGCGUGUCUAAUAAUCACAUGUAGAUUAGACAGAAUAGACGUCCCUUCAUCGCAAGCGGCCAACUGAAUCAUCACAGGGAUUCUCAGGGAUUCGUGACACUGAUUCUGCUGGACGAAAAAAUAUGGCCCCGGCAUCGAGCACUUAACCAAACUCUCAGAACAAUAACUACCAGAAUGCUACAGCACAACAAUAACUACCCUUGCCUGGAUGUAGCCCAUAGAGAGCUGCUCCAUGGUUGUAGGCGAAAUGGUACUACAUUCAGCAGUGCCCUUGGAUUUGGUGCAAUUCCACUAAUUAAAGGUCUUAGGGCUUGGGCAGUAAGUGGAGGAUAUUCAAGAAGUAAGAGAAAAGCUGCAGCUGCUUCUCAAUCAUCUGACCGAGUUCAUCAGAGCACAAGUGGGACCAGCCAUAUGAAGACACAUUCAUUUCAUACACCUGGGGUCAGGCAAGGAGGACUUGGAGCUCUGGUGACUGUGGCCACAUUGAAGGACUCAGAUGGAGGCAGGCAAACCCAGACUCGAUGCCUCUUUCUCAAAGCUGAAGGAUGUAAUUACGUCUGUGCUGUGGGAACCAGAGUGGAUGGAAGAAAUUCUGGAAAAGGGUGCCAGGAUAGUGUAGGAAUCUGUGAUGGCAAACCUGUCAGAAAGUGGAGAAAGUCUAGCAAGAGGCCAAAAUCCAUUUCAGUAGUUGAGAAUAAAGAGGGAAUUGCCUCAGGAAAACUGGAACUUUUGGACAAAUGUUCCAUAACACAGUGCCUAAAGGCAAAAAGUGGCCUGACAGCGAUUAACAAUGAUGAAGAUCGUCAAAAUAGGUCAGAGUUUUCCGCUCCAGAUGAGACGUGUGAACCAGACACGUGUAUCUCCUUUACCAAAUGUGAUUCUAGCACAGAAGCGAAGGAAGACUCAGAACUAGCCUCUUGCCCGAAACUCAACAGUUGUGAGAUUUUUGUGGAACAAAACAUACCCAUUUCUACCAAUGACUGCAUAGAUAAGACAACAGAAAUCAGUAAACAUGAAAAUAAUCUUACAGCUGAUGUGAACCUGGAUCAUGUUUUUAAAUCCAAGGAAAUUUUUAUGCUAAACUCUGAAAAGCAUAGUCCAGGACUUGGAAAUGGAAUCUUAUCCGCUGUUAAUCACAGCCACUGUAACACCACAGACACUAUUAUAUAUGAGAUGGAUGUUUUAGAAGAAGAUAGAAAUCUGAAUAUGGAUGGAUCCAACGUAUUUGGUGUAUCCAAAAAGCUUGGACUAGUGUCUGAAGUACUUUCAGAGGACAGUAAUAAGACAAAUGAAACUUUGUUAACCAAUAGUCACAGCCACUGUGAGGAGACCAUCAUAACCCCUGCACCCAGCAACCAUUCAGAUGACACUUUAUUAACAAUUACACAAGUGGAACAGGAGUUAAAGAAAAGAGUAGAUGACAGUUUUGUUACCCAUGACAUGGAAAAGAUUGUCCAUUUUGCUGAACUGAAGAAAGACACUGGUCAUUUUAGUGAAUCAGUAGAUGAGUACUGGGGGUCCUCUACAUGUUUUUCUCAUUAUAAGCAGGAAAAAAUGAGGGAAGUAAAUAUAAGUAAAUUUGAGGAUAGAAAAAAAGUAAACACCACAAAUGAGGCUUUUGAAGAGCUUUCUAAUUCAUCAUCACAAGGUUCUGGCUCUUUCAGUGUUGCUAAUGCUAUUAUAUCCCUUCCUAAUCCGGCCCCCACCUCAAACACAACUGCCCUCAAAUCCAUAAGUAGGCAGCAACAGGAGGAGACCGAGGGUAUGAGAUUAGCACUGAAAACAGAUUUGGAGCUGCUAGAAAAGCAGAAGAGAGGCCAGGAAGCGGACAAAGUGGCGAACGAAGAAUGUGAAGUGGUGGAUGAGGAAGAUGUGGAUGAGUUUGGAGUCUUUAUGAAGGCAGGAGAUGAGCAGAUCUGGAAUGAAGGAUUCAACGAGCUAAAAAAAGUGCCUUGUGAGAAGCAUGCUGGCAUUGACAUUAGAAACAACUCGGUUUUAAAUGAAUGCCCAUUCUGGAUUUCCGAUUGGACCAGAGACAUGUCAAUCAAGCAAUCAGAGACAAGAUGGACUGCCUUCAAGCAGGAAGAGGUCAACAGAGGAGCAGAGAAGGAGUGCUGGUUUUCGACCGCCGUGGAAAACAUGCAUCUCACACACUCAUCUCUUAUUACUGUGCCAAAUGUGUUUUUAGAGGCCUUUCCUGAUCUAAAAUCCUCCUGUGGAGAUUCUGACUGCAUUCCCACAUUGGCAGAGCAGCUUCGAGGAUCUGCAGCAGAAAACAGACCCGGAAAUAAUCGGAGGCAGAGUAUGUUGGACAACCUUCAGGAUCUGGACCGCAUGAUUGGUGCGAAAUACAAGGUGGCAGAGUCUCUGUCUCGUAAGCUUCUCCUACAGUCAUUGAACUUGAGGACUCUGAACCCUGAGCGUGCAGGUGGCCGUAAACAGAACACAGCAAGGCUUUCACCGAACCUUCCCACAUCCAACCAGCAGUUAGCAGCUAACGCUAAAAGAAGACUCUCUUAUGACAUCAAUAGGAACAUCAUGUCAUAGUUUCUCCCAAUUUUAAAUCACUCUAUUCUACUGCUGGAAAAAGGAUAAACUUCAUAUGAAAACAAGCAUAAAUGUUUUUUUGCUAUAAGGCCUGUACCUUCUGUUCUCUCUGCAGUCACGUGGGAGAUUUGUCGUAUACUUAUGUCUGUUAGUAUUUUGGUCUGUUCAUUUCUCCAACAAUCUAUUUAAAAACAAAAGACAUCACAUGCAUCCUGAUGUUGCAAAUAAUAAUAAUAAAAAAGGCCUGACAUUCCUGGGUCAACAAGGAUCAGCUUGAUCAUUUACUUAACACUUACUAACUAUAGAGUGAAUUUUACUACCAGUUUUGAUUAGACAAUAAAAGCAUUUACCUAAUGUUAGUUUGUUUGUACUUAACCUCAAAUAUGUAAUGCUGAAGAUGGAAAAUUGAUGUUAGUGGCCAACUAGUUAGCUGGUUAAUUUGCCAGACUACAGUUAUUUCUUUUUUUCAUACAUUCAUCAUUUACAUUGUGUGUCUUGGUGGCCGACGCAGAGAACACUGGGCGCUAUGUUAUAAUCCAUCACAGGACACCACAGGACACACACAUCCAAACAUCUAUUCCUACAUACAGUAAGGACAAUUUAGCGCAAUACACCUACUGGCAUAUAUUUGGGAGGUAGGAGGAAAUUGGAGAACCUGAAGUGAAACCACAGGAACACUGGAUGAACAUAGGAAGGAGAGAAACACAUCACAAACAGUAACAAAUGCUAUAUUAUGUAAUUACAUUAUGCCUGGAUAAUUAAAAGCCUAGGCUAGGGAUAAUUUGGCAUGAUUCAACAAUUUAACAUGAUGCAAUGACCCAAUCAGUUUUUUCCCUUAUUGACCCAGGGAUUCAUUUGCUCAUUUGGAAGAUGAUAGCAUAGAGAUAUAAAUAGCAUAAAUAAAGCAAGAGACACAAUAAGCAAAAUAAAUACAUUUCUUUUGAAGGGCUCAAUAGCAGCACUCUGAAAUUAGUUUUCAAUUCACCAAUUAGGACUUUUAUAUAAAUUAUAUGACACUGAGCUAAAACAUAUUUACUAGUCUUGUGCCAAAACUUUAUUCAUGCUGUUACACUUUACAUUUUCUUCUUUGUAAUGAACUUUUAAAUGCACUUAUUGUUCUGGUUCUUGUCUAUCCAAUUUCACUUGUUCAGAAUAAAUAUUUGUUGUCCAAUCUAACAUCCUGUCUCACUGUUCAGAGAAAUGAAUGAUUAAUAA
Messenger RNA from Tachysurus vachellii, 3888 nucleotides. RefSeq lists its product as uncharacterized. Lineage: Eukaryota; Metazoa; Chordata; Actinopteri; Siluriformes; Bagridae. The transcript is spliced from 6 exons. The record is from RefSeq and is a predicted model, not a curated record. Bases 301 to 2673 code for a protein of 790 amino acids.